AUGCCGGUGCGCCGGGGCCAUGUGGCCCCCCAAAACACCUAUCUGGACACCAUCAUUCGCAAAUUUGAAGGACAAAACCGCAAGUUCCUCAUUGCCAACGCCCAGAUGGAGAACUGUGCCAUCAUCUACUGCAACGACGGCUUCUGCGAGAUGUUCGGCUACUCCCGCGUGGAGGUGAUGCAACAGCCCUGCACCUGCGACUUCCUCACUGGCCCUGACACCACCAAGAGCUCCAUCGCCCAGCUCACCCAGGCCCUGCUUGGCUCCGAGGAGUGCAAGCUCGAGAUCCUCUACUACCGCAAAGACACAUCGUGUUUCCGCUGCCUGGUGGAUGUGGUGCCUGUGAAGAACGAGGAAGGUGUCGUCAUCAUGUUCAUCCUCAACUUCGAGGAUCUGGCACAGCUCAUCGCCAAGAGCACCGGGCGGAGCCUGCACCAGCGCCUGUCCCAGAGCUGGAGCAAAGAGGCUUCCCAUGUCAAACCCAACCCCCCGAACUCCACCUCGGACUCAGACCUCAUGAAGUACCGGACCAUCAGCCAGAUCCCCCAGUUCACACUCAACUUUGUGGAGUUCAACCUGGAGAAGCACCGCUCAGGUUCCACCACAGAGAUUGAGAUAAUUGCUCCCCACAAGGUGAUGGAACGCACCCAGAACGUUACUGAGAAGGUCACACAGGUGCUGUCCCUGGGUGCUGAUGUCCUUCCUGAGUACAAGCUGCAGGCGCCACGCAUCCACCGAUGGACCAUCCUGCACUACAGUCCCUUCAAGGCUGUGUGGGACUGGCUCAUCCUCCUGCUGGUCAUCUACACAGCCGUCUUCACCCCCUAUUCAGCUGCCUUCCUGCUCAACGAGGAGCAGGUGGAGGAGAAGCGCUGGGACUGCAGCUACUCCUGUGACCCACUCAACAUCAUUGACCUCAUCGUGGACAUCAUGUUCAUCGUGGACAUUGUCAUCAACUUCCGCACCACCUAUGUCAACAUCAACGACGAGGUGGUGAGCCACCCUGGCAAGAUCGCCAUUCAUUACUUCAAGGGGUGGUUCCUCAUUGACAUGGUGGCUGCCAUCCCCUUUGACCUGCUCAUCUUCCGCUCUGGCUCUGAUGAGACCACCACCCUCAUUGGCCUCCUGAAGACGGCCCGGUUGCUGCGCCUGGUGCGCGUGGCCCGGAAGCUGGACCGGUACUCAGAGUAUGGAGCAGCUGUGCUCUUCCUGCUCAUGUGCACCUUUGCCCUCAUUGCCCACUGGCUGGCCUGCAUCUGGUACGCCAUCGGCAAUGUGGAGCGGCCCUACAUGGAGCACAAGAUUGGCUGGCUCGACAACCUGGGUGACCAGAUCGGCAAGCGCUACAAUGACAGUGACCUCUCCUCUGGCCCGUCCAUCAAGGAUAAGUACGUCACUGCCCUGUACUUCACCUUCAGCAGCCUCACCAGUGUGGGUUUUGGCAACGUCUCGCCCAACACCAACUCCGAGAAGAUCUUCUCCAUCUGCGUCAUGCUCAUUGGCUCUUUGAUGUAUGCCAGUAUCUUUGGCAAUGUCUCAGCCAUCAUCCAGCGCCUCUACUCAGGCACAGCACGCUACCACACGCAGAUGCUGCGGGUCAAGGAGUUCAUCCGCUUCCACCAGAUCCCCAACCCCCUGCGCCAGCGCCUGGAGGAGUAUUUCCAGCACGCCUGGUCCUACACCAAUGGCAUCGACAUGAACGCAGUGCUGAAGGGCUUCCCCGACUGCCUGCAAGCCGACAUCUGCCUGCACCUGAACCGCACGCUGCUGCAGAACUGCAAAGCCUUCCGGGGAGCCAGCAAAGGCUGCCUGCGUGCCCUGGCCAUGAAGUUCAAGACGACUCAUGCACCACCUGGAGACACCCUGGUGCACUACGGAGAUGUCCUCACCACGCUCUACUUCAUCUCCCGGGGUUCCAUUGAGAUCCUCCGGGAAGACAUUGUGGUGGCCAUCUUAGGGAAGAACGACAUCUUCGGGGAGCCCAUCAGCCUCUAUGCCCGCCCAGGGAAGUCCAAUGCCGACGUGAGGGCCCUGACCUACUGUGACUUGCACAAGAUCCAGCGUGAGGACCUGCUGGAGGUCUUGGACAUGUACCCAGCCUUCUCUGACAACUUCUGGAGCAACUUAGAGAUCACCUUCAACCUACGAGAUGCAGACAGUGUUCCCCGCUCACCCCUCAGCGAGGAGUAUGACUGCUCCUACCGCCCGGCUCGCCGACACAAGCACUCCAUUUGCCAGCCCAGCAAACCCGACCCAGACACGGGCAUCUCUGAUGCAGAGCAGUAUCACACCUACUCCGAGCUCACCAACCCGCAGGACCCACCGAGUAAGGACCAGUGGGAUGACCUGGGCAGCAGCACCUCUCCCUGCUCCCAGGCCAGUGACGAUGAGGCCAAGACCGGCAGCCCUGUGAAAGCUGAGCCCUUCCCCACACCCCAAAAGGAUGACUUUGCUCUGCCCUCGCUCAGCCUCAUCACCACCAGCGCUGGCAACACGGAGGUCAGCAAGCAGGCGGCGGAGAGCAGCCAGUCCUACACAGCCACUCCCCUGGAUAUUCCCAGCAUGUUCACCUUCUGGGAAGAUCGGCAGCCGACCCACCCUGCAGAGCCUUUGCAGCACAUCUCGCUGGUGCACAGCUCACAGGAUGUGCCCCUGCACAGUGACUACAGGCCAGGGCAGAUCGAGUCCAGGCUGGAGCUCCUGCAGGCCCAGCUCAGCAGGCUGGAGUCCAGGAUGUCGUCAGAUAUUAAUAUAAUCCUCCAGCUCCUGCAGCGCCAGCUGUCCCAAGUGCCGCCUGCGUACAGCCCCAUCUCGCCAACCUCCCACAGCCUGGCCAUGUACGGCACCGUCCCCCGGAGCCUGGAGCCGCUCGCCCCCUGUGCACCUCUGCAGGACCAGGAACUACCGACCCAGGAGCAGAGCCCGAGCUACACAGAGGUAGAAAAGUUCCACUUGAAAUCCAAGGACUCCUUGUCAAGCGGGAUGCAGCUGUCUGUGUCAUCUGACAAAACCAUGACCGUCUACUCCGAGCAGAAGCACCACUCCCCACCUCUCCUGAAUCCAGAGCCUCCCCACCAAAGGGCACCAAAUACCCAGGGACUCUUGCGGGGUUCUCGUUUCCCUUCCCUUCCUGAGCACUUGGAGGCAUCUUCCGAGCACCAGGACAUUCAGAGACACCUCUCCGACCCUGUGCUUCCUGGAAGUUAG
This is a messenger RNA of Pseudopodoces humilis (Tibetan ground-tit), 3207 nucleotides long. RefSeq names its product potassium voltage-gated channel subfamily H member 6 (gene KCNH6). NCBI's taxonomy places the organism in Eukaryota, Metazoa, Chordata, Aves, Passeriformes, Paridae. Gene Ontology annotation, molecular function: inward rectifier potassium channel activity. The record is from RefSeq and is a predicted model, not a curated record. Gene Ontology annotation, biological process: potassium ion transmembrane transport; membrane repolarization during cardiac muscle cell action potential; regulation of heart rate by cardiac conduction. Gene Ontology annotation, cellular component: plasma membrane.